UUUGGGCUCAAGUCAUAUCAAUUUACCACUGAAUCACCAGUCCAGACUAUCUCAAGUUCUAUAUCUAGCUAUUACAAUGGCAAUCUCUAAAGUCACAUCAGCCAUCGUCGUUCUCACAAUAUUGCAGGCAAUAAGCUGUACUUUUACAGCUAUCCACGUAAACGAGGCACUCUACAGCGGCUUUAAAGUUAUACAAAAUAUCAAUAAGCAAUUGAAAACGUCAAUUGAAAAUGAAUUCGGCCAGGAAGAAAGUACAACUGUUAAAGCUGUAUGCCCAUUACUCGACAGACAAAGAGAGCUGAAGCAGUUCAUUUCUUCAGGCCUAGGGAAAGCAGCAAACAUGACUGAAAUAGAAGCUACUCUAAUUAUACUUGACCACGUUCUCAAUGACACAUGCAACUGGAUUAAAUCACUUCCAAAUUUAUCAAAUUUUGUGUGCUCAGAUCAAGACUAUAGUGGACUCGAAUCAUUCUGCAUAAAGCAAGAGAUAGCUGAUACAGUACCAAUUAGCUUCACUCGAUAUAUAUUUGACAUAUAUGGUAACAAUCACUCAGGAGUACAACCAUUUCAUGCAGAAUAUCACCUUAAAUGGAUCAACGAGUCUGAAUUCAGCUCAGAUGAAACACUAUCUGCUCUUCAACACUUUAAUGACUACAAGACAAAUUGCGACAAAACAGAAGAACAAAAAAUUGUUUGCUCUGAACUAUUUUAGUAACUCAUCAAUAAUUAUUUUUUAAUAUUUAUUUACAUCAUUCACUUCUCCAAUUCCCUUAUAAUAUUAUAAUAGCAUUGAUAAUAAUGAUUUAAAAAUA
Molecule: messenger RNA, 812 nt
Organism: Amphimedon queenslandica
Lineage: Eukaryota; Metazoa; Porifera; Demospongiae; Haplosclerida; Niphatidae
Exons: 3
Coding region: 77-712 (211 amino acids)
Source: RefSeq, a predicted model, not a curated record